UCAGUUUGUAACAUUAAAGUUCCUUCAAGUACUCAUGACUGGACAUCGUUAUGUCACCGGCGAGGUCAUUACAGUAUGUUCAGAUCUGGUUGCAAGAAGCCUUGCCAUUCUAACCCACGUGGCUAAAAAAUAGUUUCAUAUUCAUUUCAAUAUAACUGCCAACACGUGAGGGAAUCCCCAGAUUGACAACAGCAGUGUUCAUAAUGCUGUUGCGCCCAAAAUAAUGCAAGCGACAAGUCUCUGCAUGUCAUACAUGGUUGCUGAGAUUUCAUGAAAGAUUCCCCCCUGGACCAAGCCUCGUCUUGUUUGUGGGCGUGGACAAGGAGAAAUGUAAAACUCUAUUGUAGAAGUGAAAUCUCAGACCAUGCAGACCUGGAAUUUGGGAAGGGGAAGGCUAUUCAAGCAGGCUCAGUCAACUGGACUAAUCCCUCCGAAAAGUUCAGGUAGCCGAGUUAUUUGCAAGACGUUUUAUUGAUUUAAUUUUUGUUUUCAUAUUCCACGAUGCAAGGAUUAGGACUCAAGAAAAGGGAAUAUCCCCUCAGGAUGGACAUAGUCACCGAAGAGCUGCCACAGCUGAGCAACGAGAUGCAGUUGAGCAUCAUGAACAAGGUGAAGAAUGGUGAGCUGUCCAUCGAAGACGCUCUGCACCAGGCCGAGAGAGAGAGGAAGCAGUUGCUCCAGCAAAUGGACGAGGCUGAGGAGGUGAAGCCACAGUCACAAUACAACUUCAGCGUUCACAAACAUGGCCGUUACAGAUGGCAGAAGCGAGUCCUCCAGAUUGACUUCAAGACCCAGAUGGUGUGCAGCAUAGAGAAAGGCAUCGUCAACCGGCAGCUCCCCUUCUCGCGGGUGAAGAACUGCGAUGACGGCGCGGGCUCCAGGUUCUCCAUCUCCUUCCGAGAUCACCAUGACUACGAGCUGGAGGCCACGUCACUGGAGGACAAGCACAAGAUGAUGCAGCUUGUGAAUCAGAUUAUCUAUGGAAACAUCUACUGUCCCCCCGUGGAGGUGAUGUCAGAAGCCCACCCACAGUCUCCGACACCCUCCAAAUGCAUUCUGGAGGGGGUCCUGCUCCUUCACAGGGGAGGCCUGGCAUCAUUCAAAUGGGUGAAGUAUGAAGCCCAGCUCCACCCGGGUCAGCUCAUCCUGCUGCCCGCGGGACGUCCUGCAGUGCUGCCCCAAGGAGAGUCCACCCCCACCUUCAACAACUCCAAGGUCCUCCACCUGUCGGACGGAGACACACGCGUGGAGCGAAGCCACAGCCUUGACACUUUCACACUGAUCACACACAAGAAUGAGUAUCAAUUCCGUGUGCCCAUCACAGCCAUGACCAUGGGUCCCAUGUCCAUUGUGCAGUCAAGGGACGCCUGGGUCCAGGCCGUGGGCAGGCUCUGUAAGGACUGGAGGAGGAAGUCCCAGUUGUUUUACACUCCAGACUCCCUGACUCAGGGAGUCUGGCCCCAAGUGGCCACGGGUCUCUUGGAGUCUGGCAGCGAGCGCUGUCGUCAAGAGGCGGGAGAUGCGGACCACGGCUACCCUCCAGCCGUCUAUGAGGCUGCAGAUCUUAGCGAUGAGGACACAUCUGGCGUAGGCAGUGGUGGUGGCGGAGGUGGCGGCGGUCUUCCAGCAGCCGUCGUGAAGAGUGGGUAUGGGGACGAUUCGCCGGCCGAACACACCAAACCCACCACUACACCGAGCAGCAUCUCGAUGCCUGCAGCUCCUGAGACGGAGACCGUACCCACGGACCUCAACCCUCACCCAGCAUCGCAGGGGGUCGACGAGACGCCCCCCAACUUCCAUGAUCCUGUGUCAGACUCACCUGCUAUCCCUCCUAGCCCCUUACCUACCCCUUCCAGCUGCCCCCUGCUCCCCCUCCGCCCCCUGGCCACCAGUCAGAGGUAA
Molecule: messenger RNA, 1902 nt
Organism: Gadus chalcogrammus (walleye pollock)
Lineage: Eukaryota; Metazoa; Chordata; Actinopteri; Gadiformes; Gadidae
Exons: 8
Coding region: 502-1902 (466 amino acids)
Source: RefSeq, a predicted model, not a curated record